UACAAAUGGUAAUUUAAAUCGCAAAUAGUAAUUUUUAAACUCAAAUUUUGAAAUAAUUAAUCCGGCUUUAUAUAGAGUUAUUACAACACAUCAAUUGCGUAACUACUGAGUAUGGAUAGACCGAGGCACUGGCAAAGCUUCUGUGAAGAUCAGUUUCUGAAUGGUCCGUUUGAAGAAAUCAGAAAGCCACUGACAGAAAUAUUAAUCAAGACUUUAAACAAAGAAUUCACGGUCACUAAAACGAGUCCAACCGUGAAACUUCGUAGAGCUAUUCAGCUGCAGGAGCUAGCAUGUGCUACAGAAAUUAAAAGAACUGCUAUACAUGAAGCAGGUCAUGCCUUAUGUAUAUGGUUUUGGGGAUCUAAGAAUGUGGUUAAGAGUUCUACAAUAACAGGAGUCAAUUUAAAAUAUUUUUCAGCACCUGGACUUACUACUUACAAAAAAUACGAUCCUGAAACACUUGAUGACUACUUUGAAGAACUUGGUGUUUGUUUAGCUGGUUGUAUCGCUGAAACUAUGUUCUUCCCAGAUAGCAAGUUCUUCACCAAAAAUUCGAAUUAUUACUUGCCAGGAGACGAUAUGCAUGAUGCUUUGAACAUAGCACAUUCCAUGGCAAAACAAAAAGGAACUAUGGAAAACAAAGCUAAAGUCGACCGUGAAACUCUGGAGAAUGUUUCAAUUUAUUUGCAGAAAGGCUACAAAGCAGCAUCGUAUUUGCUUAAAACUAAAGAAAAGAUGUUGAUAAGGAUUGCUCAGGAGCUCACAAUCAAAUCAACUUUACGAACGAAAGAUUUUCUAACACUUUUAGGACCUCCAAAAAGCAGGCGAUUUAGCUUAUACGAUCGAUUUUGCGGCUUUUCUAUUGUCUUGAGGUCACGUGAGAGGAAGGAGCCAAAAAAUAUGGAUGCAGCUCAGUCACUUGCAAGAUAUCAAGAAACAAAUAAAAGAAAAGCCAAAUCAAUGGAUUUAAUGACGAAAAAGAAAUCAAAACCACUUUUAGUAUCCUUAAGAAUUUGA
Parasteatoda tepidariorum (common house spider) is the source of this 1017-nucleotide messenger RNA. RefSeq lists its product as uncharacterized. The record is from RefSeq and is a predicted model, not a curated record. Gene Ontology annotation, molecular function: ATP binding; metalloendopeptidase activity; ATP-dependent peptidase activity. Gene Ontology annotation, biological process: proteolysis. NCBI's taxonomy places the organism in Eukaryota, Metazoa, Arthropoda, Arachnida, Araneae, Theridiidae.